GGCACUCUUGUCUACUAUGUAUAAAUCACGACAGAGAAGAACAGAACAGGGCACCACUCGCAUGAAGAGAACCGAGAGGAAGAAAUGAGGAGCAAUAUUAUUCCUUGUUUCUCUCUCCUCUUUCUCUUGGUAGUCUCAUUGCUCCCUUCUUCCACCCUCGCCACCCUCGUCCAACAAGACCAGUCCGACGGCGACGGCUAUGGCUACAGACUCAUCUCGGCCCACAGAAACCACAAAUCCAGCGAUCUCCUCACCGCCGAACUCCGGCUCAUACGUCAAUCCAGCUAUGGGUUCGACAUCGAGAAACUACGCUUCAUAGCAAGCUUUGAAACGAAAGACCGGCUGCGAAUCCGCAUCACCGACGCCGACCAGCCGAGAUGGGAAGUCCCGCCGGAAGUCAUCCCACGUCAGACGCCUCCAAACGAAGCCAGCAGAGGGGCAACCAAGAGCCGCGUACUCUCCCCAGCUGGCUCCGACCUCAUCUUAACAAUCACCAAUUCCAUCCCCUUCGCCUUCGCAGUCACCCGCCGCUCCUCCGGUGAGGUUCUCUUCAGCACCGAAGGACACAGCCUCGUCUUCAAAGAUCGCUACUUGGAGAUCUCGUCGUCUCUGCCCGGCGAAAAAGCCAAUCUUUACGGCCUCGGCGAGCACACCAAGUCCUCUUUCCGUCUUGUUCCCGGCGAGAAGUUAACGCUUUGGAACGCCGACAUCGCGGCAAUGAAUCCAAAUGUGAACCUUUAUGGGUCUCAUCCUUUCUACAUGGACGUGAGAUCGCCGACGGGAGCCGCUCACGGCGUUCUGUUGCUUAACAGCAAUGGGAUGGAUGUGCUUUAUAGUGGGAGUCUUAUUACUUAUAAAGUGAUUGGCGGUGUCUUGGAUUUCUACUUCUUCGCCGGACCGACGCCGGUGGCUGUUAUGGAUCAGUACACGAAGCUCAUCGGAAGGCCGGCCCCGAUGCCUUACUGGUCUUUUGGAUUUCACCAAUGUCGCUAUGGCUACAAGAACUACUCUGAGCUGGUAGAAGUCGCCACCGGCUACGAAGAGGCUCAAAUCCCUCUCUCCGUCAUGUGGACCGACAUUGAUUACAUGGAUGGAUUCAAAGACUUCACCCUCGAUCCCGUUAAUUUCCCCGUUGAAAAGAUGAAGAAUUUCGUCCAACGGCUCCACGAGAAUGGGCAGAAGUACGUCGUCAUCGUCGACCCAGGUAUCAGCGUGAACACCACAUACGCGACAUUCCAGAGAGGAAUGAAAGAUGAAGUUUUUAUUAAAUGGAAUGGAACUAACUAUCUCGGCAAAGUAUGGCCUGGGCCGGUCUACUAUCCCGACUUCCUGAACCCAGCCACAUCUGAAUUCUGGAGCAAGGAGAUCUCCAUCUUUCGCAAAACUUUGCAUUUUGAUGGUCUCUGGAUAGACAUGAACGAAUUGUCAAACUUCAUUACUUCCCCUCCGAUCACAGAUUUGGACAACCCUCCUUACAAAAUCAACAACGGUGGCGUCCAGCGACCAAUAGGUAGCAACACAGUGCCGGCCUCUGCCUUGCACUUUGGAGGCCAAACGGAGUACAACGUUCAUAACUUGUAUGGAUUUCUGGAAUCUAAAGCAACACAUGAUGCGUUGAUGAGGGAGACGGGGAAGAGGCCUUUCGUGCUGUCGCGAUCAACGUUUGUUGGAUCGGGGAAGUAUACGGCGCAUUGGAGUGGUGAUAAUGCUGCGACAUGGGAGGAUCUUGCUUACUCUAUUCCUUCCAUUUUGAACUCCGGAUUGUUUGGAAUACCGAUGGUAGGAGCUGAUAUUUGUGGCUUCAAUGGUAAUACAACAGAGGAGCUUUGCAAUCGGUGGAUUCAGUUAGGCGCGUUAUAUCCUUUUGCAAGAGACCAUUCAGAUAAGAACUCAAUCAGGCAGGAGCUUUAUCUCUGGAAGUCUGUAACUGAAUCUGCAAAGAAUGUUCUUGGGUUGAGAUAUCGUCUCCUCCCUUACUACUACACGCUAAUGUACAAAGCUCAUCAGAAGGGUACCCCAAUUGCAAGGCCAUUGUUCUUCUCCUUCCCUGAAGAUCCCAAUACUUACGGAAUCAGCACACAAUUCCUAGUCGGAGAAGCACUCUUGGUUUCACCCAUCUUAAAACAAGGAGAAACCUCAGUGGAAGCUUACUUCCCCAAAGGAAGGUGGUUCAGCCUCUUCAACCUCUUUCAUAUAGUAGAAGCCACUUAUGGGAAAAGGGUGACACUUCAGGCCCCAAAUGAUGCCAUUAAUGUUCAUGCCCGAGGAGGGAACAUUCUGAUCCUGCAGGAAAGACUGGAUGUUACUUUGGAGAAAGAGAGAUUGUUUGGGAUCUUAGUGGUGCUUGAUGAAGAAGGAACAGCUAGAGGAGAAGUUUUCUUGGAUGAUGGUGAGGUGGUGAAGAUGGGAGGGAAGAAGAGUGAGUGGGCUCUGAUUAGGUUUACAUGCGAAGCUAAAGAUGGGAAGGUGAAGCUGAAGUCCCAAGUUGUGAAUGGCAGUUAUGCAACAGAGACGAUGUUAGUGAAUGAUAUAGUUUUUGUUGGGCUGAGGAAGUCAAAUUCCGGUGUUGUUACAUAUGAUCUGAAGCAAAAGAAAUCGGGUUCGAAGAUCUUUGAAGGUAAUGCGAACUAUAAUUCACAUGAAAAUUUUGGUUUCGUGCAAGUCAAUGACAUAUCACAACCUAUUGGAGAAGCUUUUGAGUUGCAACUCAAUAUGUGAGUGGGUGGAGCGGCUAAAAAGAAAAUGACAGAGCCGUUGUUAUUUUAAAAUGUUGUGGUUGUCUUUGAAUUUGUAGUGUGAGAAUAAGAUAUUUACGCAGCUCGUCUUGAUUUGUUGGUUGAGAGAUUUGACUAUCAAUCAAGAAGUCUCGGAUUCAACGAUUGCGUAAAAAAAUAAUUAGAUUUUGAGUUUCAUAAAUGUAUUACUUUCUGCUUCCACUAUUGAUCAUCAUCACAAAUUAUCUAUUGGCCAUUUGGCCCAAUUGUGGUUUGGAUGGGUCAAUCAAAUCGGUACAAGAGCAAGAACAUUUACUCACUUUUUGCUAAUGCAAGGGAGAAAUUUA
Molecule: messenger RNA, 3061 nt
Organism: Dendrobium catenatum
Lineage: Eukaryota; Viridiplantae; Streptophyta; Magnoliopsida; Asparagales; Orchidaceae
Product: probable alpha-glucosidase Os06g0675700
Exons: 5
Coding region: 85-2718 (877 amino acids)
Biological process (GO): carbohydrate metabolic process
Molecular function (GO): carbohydrate binding; hydrolase activity, hydrolyzing O-glycosyl compounds
Source: RefSeq, a predicted model, not a curated record